AUUAGUAAUUACUAAUUAAAAUAGUAUAUAUAAAAUACUACGAUAUCGUAAUGUGCCGUCUCUUCCCUCGACCAUUAAUUCUAUUUUGAAUUUUGAAAUUUUGUUUUACGUACUCAUAAUAAAUGGGAACUUAAGAAAUUAAUAAAUAUUUUUACAUUUCAUAUCCUAAUUAUAUAAAUAUUAUUAUGGAAGUUGAGAAUGUCUCUAUUUCUGUACCUAAAAGUACAAUUAAUAAUGCUGAGGUUAGCAAGAGUACAAUAUUAGGGACCCCAAGGAUUUGUCCACUGUGUGAAUCUCAAAUAAAACGAUUCUUCAUUAACUUCAACGAAAAAAUGCUCAUGUGCGAGAACACCGAGUGUGAAUUUCCAUUUGGCUAUGAAGACUUGCAGUUUAUAGAGGUGGAUGAUUGUGACAAUGAAACAGGUACUGUCCAGAUCAGACAAACUAUUUACCCUCGGGCUAACUCAUGUAAAUCCCUCUCAUCAAUGUCAGAUAUUGAAGAACUGUACAAUAUGUCUAAAUCUGAAUGUAGUCAAAGGGGAAACCAACUUCAGAUCAGGCGACCACUUAAAACAUAUCAACGAAAUAAGGAGAGAUUUGGUGCAGAUAAAGAAAUAACUCAGGGUGUUAAGGAUAUCAGCAUGUUAUCGGCAAAAAUGGUAGAGCUUGAUAGCCCUGUUUUAAUUAAGAAUAAAAAAAUUAUCAAAAGCUUAUUCAACCUGCAAGGAGCAUCCGGGGUAAAAUUAUUGAAGAAAAAUGAAUUAGAUAAAAUAGUACAUGAAAAUAAAAAGCCUGAAGUAAAGAUAGAUAUAGAAAAACACAGUGAUAUAUCAGUCAUCAAAAUCGAAUUAGUUGAUAUGAAGAAGAGUGAUAAUAGCACAAAUAAACAAAGCAGUAGCGAGAAUACCAUUGCACAAUGAGAUCGCUACCACUUUAACGGCUAUUCCCAAUAUACUAUCUACAGAUAGAGAUAAAUUACUACCUUCUACUGACAGUAAUUAGCUGCCAAUAAUCUGAAGCUGUCCUAAUAUACCCGAUCAGUCAUUUUUAUCACCUUAUAUUGGGAUGCAUAAAUUGCAAUUUCCAUAAAAACUUCUAUCGCUGGUAAGCUAUAUGUCCUUCCAUUGACAGACAGUGUGUAUGGAUAAGGUGAGUUACUAUCAAUAAGUUUAUUGGGACAGAAAAGUCAAUGAUAGUUACGAUUUUUAUCUCAACUAGGCCACAACCGGAGGUGACUGAAUAUUGGGAACGGCCGUAAGAGAAUAAAACAUAAUGCAGUCCCUAUGCCCCGCAACUGGCGAACCAAAAGCACCUUCAUUUUUUGAUCUUCAUGAACAUUACACAUGUGAACAUGAACUUCAUGAAAUGUCAUUUGAAGGGAAUGACCUAUCUUAACUCUUAUGGUGGUGUGAGCAAUGAAAAACUCUGCAAUGGGAAUAGUCUCAAAGAAACUUAAGACCUUAGAUAGUAUCUAUGUCUAGAUAGAGUUGUAAGAAAUUUAUGUUAUAGUAACCUUUACCACAUUAACAUCUUUCUUUUUUCAAUUUAGUACAUACCAACUUUUUCAGAUAUCUUUGAUACUGGCUUUGAUAUUCUUCCUCAAAGUAACAGUGUCGUAGAGUUCCCUCAGCCACGGCUCCAUCAGAGUGUCGGCCAACUUUUGCACGAAUGCUCUUCGUUGUAGGGGUUUUUGUCUUUGCCGUACCAUGUUAGAUACAUAAAUGACAUAUGCAUUGAUAAUGCAUAAGUUCAGCAUAUUAUAAGAUAAGCAUUGAGGCCAUCUAUUGGUUUUUCGAUUGCAGCUCAUACCAGAACAAAUUUGAUCGACAGUGUCAACAGCUCCUUUGGUUGAAUUGUAGAAAUGUAUCAUUUCAGGCUUCUUGGUGCUGGGGUUAAUGUUCGGCUGAUCGUGCAUUGUCGAUAGAAGAAACACCACUUUGUUGUAUUUCGGUUUAUAGGAUACCAAGGUUUUCUCAGCAUCAAAGGCAAACAUUGAAGUGCCGAUAUUCCUUGUUCUUGUGUUCUUCAUCUCUUGUGGUAUCUCUCGUUUAUUGCUGCGUAAUGUGCCAAUAAUUGUUAGUUUGUAAGGAGAUUUCAGUAGUUCUGAAGCAAGUGGCACGGAUGUAAACCAGUAGUCCAUAGUAAUGUUUCUGUUUGUUCCGAAAACAGGUUCACAAAGUUGUUUUACACAGUAUGUAGCCAGAGGCGUGUUUUCGCUGCAGUUUGAUCCUUUACCCAAAUAAGGCAUAGCAUUAUAAACAUAUUUUGAGCUUGAAUCCGCUACCAUUACAAUCUUGAUACCAUAUUUAUUAGGCUUAUUCGGUAUAUACAUUCGAAACGGACAGCGACCUCGGAACCCGACUAAUUGUUCAUCUAUUGUCAGAUAAGAAUUGGGUAUGUACCAUUUUUUACAAUUUUCAAUAAACAUUUCCCAGAGUUCUCUUAUUGGAGCGAACUUAUCCGAUUCUCUUAUUUCUUGUCUGGUAGCACGAUUGUCGAACCGACAGCAUCGUAGCAGAAAAUCAAAUCUCUCAGCACUCAUACACGCCUUGAAAACGCUGCCACUUCGUUUGGUGUCAAAUAACAUUCUCGUAGGCAAGUGGUUACUUUUUAUAGCAGCUGAUUGUAGGAGAAGACCGAGCAACGCUUUCAUUUCAGUAGCUGAGGUUUCACGAAUGCUGAAAUUGAUUUGAAAAGGGAGAAGUAUAAAGAAUUAUGUCUAUGUAUAUAUUAUAUUAUACUUCUCCCUUUUCAAAUCAAUUUCAGCAUUCGUGUGGAUUACAAUCUGGUCAAUCAUUUCAUCAGAAAUAAACAAAUGAAAUAAUGGAAUCGGAUCUACAUGAUCACCCGCUUCAUUUACAGAACCUGGUAUAAAAUGAAUAACGUUUCGAGCUGAUGCACGAGUAGCCGAGCUGCGUGGAGUGGCUGCCCAUUUGUGUUUAUUUAUUCCAUAUAUGUAGGCUCUACCUGGAUUUAUUACCGGGUUUUUAAGUGAAGACACCGGUAGAUGUGGCUGCAAUCGCUCGGGAGAGUCGUCAUCUGAGUCAAACAUCAUAUUUCUGUUUCGGUUACCUCUAACAAUGUUCAGCUCCUCAUCAGAAGAGACCAAAGAUUCUUCGGCACUUGCGUCACUGUUUAUGCAGACAUCUUGCUCUAAGUUAUCUCCUUCUUCAGAGUCCGAAAGAUCUCCAGGUGGCCGCGCGAGUUCUGGGUGUUCAUUCUCACUGUCAGAUUCAUUCAACAGCUGCAGAAUCUUAUCUUGAUCCCGUAUCAAAUCCAUCUAAAACAGAAUAAACGCCGUUACAUAAUGUUCAAAUACAUAAUAUUUUACUCAACACACUGAUAAAAAAAAACACCUUCUCUAAACAAGAGAACAAUAAAUAAACAAAAUUAUUCAAAACAUACCUUGACUCACUUUACACUCGUAAUCAUUAGACAUUAGUCUGUGAGAAUAACAAUUCGCCAAAACUCCGGAAGUAAGUAAAUAACUGUGUACCUGUUGUUGUUCACUUAACAAUUUAUUUUAGCUAUGGGCUAUCUAUUACGCCUUUGUUGGUAAUUAAUAAUUCUGAGCAAUUUAAAUAUUGUUCAAUGCUAUGAGAAUGACCACUUUUAAUUUAAUUUUUUUUCCUUGUUGCUAUUGGUGUAUUUUUGACUACCACAACAUUUUUAUGAAAUUACUGGGAUAUGAGACUUAACAUCUUAUGUCUCAAGGUGACGAGAGCAAUUGUAGUGCCACUGGCAUUUCAAGAAUCCUGAGAGGCACUGCAUUGUAAUGGGCAGGUAGCGUAUCAAUUAUCAUCAGGUGAACGUCCUGCUCGUCUCUUACUGUCAUAAAAAAAAUAAUUUAAAACCACUUCAAAGUUUUUCAUGCUAAUUAUGGAAGAGGUAAUUUAUUUUGUGGCAAUUGCUCAAUGUUCAGUUACUUUAAUUUAUUUGUUUACUAUAAGGAUUGUGAUAUUAGUUAAUACCAAUAAAUAAUUAAAAUUUUAAGAA
This is a messenger RNA of Leptidea sinapis, 3996 nucleotides long. RefSeq lists its product as uncharacterized. Lineage: Eukaryota; Metazoa; Arthropoda; Insecta; Lepidoptera; Pieridae. The record is from RefSeq and is a predicted model, not a curated record. Bases 186 to 920 code for a protein of 244 amino acids. The transcript is spliced from 3 exons.